AUGUUCACGCCAAGUCUCUUCCGCUGGACCUUAUUGGGUUGCUUAUACGCGUACGCGACGCGGGUAUCUGCGCGUUCAAUAAGGAGUGAGACCAUCAAGGUCGCAGACCCGACCGUCCUUAUCCUCGGUGGUGGCGUUGCGGGAGUCAUUGCGGCGCGUACGCUCUAUGAGAAUGGCAUCACGGACUUCAUUAUCGUCGAAGCACGAGAUGAACUCGGUGGGCGUAUGCAGACUGAAACCAUCGGCGUGCCAGGAAACGAAUGGGUCGUUGAGCGAGGGCCUAAUUGGGUGCAAGGAACCCAGACCGGUGACGGUCCAGAGAAUCCGAUCUGGGGUCUUGUAAAGAAGCAUGGUGUGAAAACACAAGCGAACGACUGGUACGGAAGCAUGACUACUUAUGAUGAGACUGGCUACGUGGAUUACCUCGACGUCUUCAACGACUCUAGUAACGAAUAUACUACGCUGACGGUCGCGGCUGGUGCGCGUGUGCAGAGGCAGCUGGUUGAUUUGAACGCACGAUCUGGUUAUUCGCUUAUCGGUUCCAAGCCUCAGACACCGGCGGAGAAGGCGUGCGAGUACUAUCAAUUCGACUGGGAGUAUGCGCAGACACCUGAGGAGUCGUCGUUCAUUGCUAGUUCUUGGGGUAACAACUUUACCUACGACACGGACGUCGGUGGAUUCUCAGACACCAACCAAAUGUCGAUUGAUCAGCGCGGGUUCAAGUAUUUCAUCCAGGCUGAAGCAGAAGAGUUCCUGCAGCCUCAACAACUUAUGCUCAAUUCAACUGUGACAAACAUCACGUAUUCUUCCUCAGGUGUCAACGUAACGCUUACGGAUGGCACGCUGCUCGUUGCGGAUUACGCCCUAUGCACAUUCAGUCUCGGUGUGCUGCAGAAUGACGAUGUCUCGUUCGAGCCUUCCUUGCCAGACUGGAAGCAGGAGGCUAUCCAAAGCAUGGUCAUGGCUACAUAUACAAAGAUUUUCCUCCAAUUUGAGGAUGAUUUUUGGUUCGGCACCCAGAUGGCAAUAUAUGCGGACACCACCCGUGGCAGGUAUCCCGUAUGGCAGAACAUGAAUUUGACAGAAUUCUUCCCGGGAUCUGGGAUAGUAUUUGUGACGGUCACAGGGGAAUACUCGGUCCGCAUUGAGGCACUUUCGGACGAACAGGUGCAGGCCGAAGUCAUGGGGGUCCUCCAGGCCAUGUAUCCCAACGUGACCAUCCCGCAGCCGACCGCUUUCUACUUCCCGCGAUGGCACACGAACCCGCUGUUCCGCGGGUCGUACUCUAACUGGCCCGCAUCGUUCUUCAAUGGCCAUCACGAAAACCUCCGCGCGACGGUAGACCAGAGGCUGUGGUUUGCUGGUGAGGCAACGAGUCUGAAGUAUUUCGGGUUCUUGCACGGUGCUUACUUUGAAGGAUUGGACGUUGGAAUGUCAUUGGCGGAGUGUAUACGAGCAGGCGGAUGCGCUGGCCUCGCGCACAUCCCGGAAAUCACCAAUCCUUACCCAUACAAAACAUAA
Fibroporia radiculosa is the source of this 1521-nucleotide messenger RNA. RefSeq lists its product as uncharacterized. Bases 1 to 1521 code for a protein of 506 amino acids. Gene Ontology annotation, molecular function: oxidoreductase activity. The transcript is spliced from 8 exons. The record is from RefSeq and is a predicted model, not a curated record. Lineage: Eukaryota; Fungi; Basidiomycota; Agaricomycetes; Polyporales; Fibroporiaceae.